Styela clava is the source of this 3219-nucleotide messenger RNA. Lineage: Eukaryota; Metazoa; Chordata; Ascidiacea; Stolidobranchia; Styelidae. The record is from RefSeq and is a predicted model, not a curated record.
AAUUUACUCAGAAGUAUUCCAAAAAAUAUAUUACAAUGUUCUUUAAAAGACUUGAUUCCCACACUUCCAUUAUCAGAAGCUGUAGAAAUGCUCAGCGAUGAUGUUAAUUUUGUCCUGAACCAUCAGAUGGAUUUCAUAUUUUCAUGUCUGUGGAUUACUGAAAUUGCCAAAUGGAAAAGACUAAAAUUGAAAGAAACGAAAAAAUCACAUUGAAAUUUGCUAUCGAGAAAAUAAAAGACUUGAAAAACAAAGUCCUGGAGAAUGUUGAGCACAUGUUCGAAGGUGAUAUACAUCUCGGGGAUUUGGAUUGCUGGAUUCAUGGACCUGGAAAGCACAUGUUCAAAUAUGGUGCACCAAAUGUAUUGCCUGGCAUUAAAGACUUUUUGGAAUAUUGCAGAACAGCUGGUCUUAAAGCAGAAACGUUGAAGAAAUUUUCAUCUAAAGUUGUCAACGUAUUCGCGCAAAUAGAAGUCUAUGAAGAGCUCUCGCGCUGCGUUCCUGCGGCCUGUUUAAUUAUGAAAAUGAAAGACUGCUUUGGAAUUGCAGAGGAAUCCUUGUACCUUCAUGUCAAAUACAUUAGUGAAAAAAUUUACUCAAAAAACAUCAUGUUGAAAGAUAUCAAGAAAAACGUUUUCUUUGUUGCACCAAUGCUUUCCGAUCUUCUCAUAUCAGAUAUGGUCGAAUUAUUUGAAAAUUUUUUAAAACAUAACGAUUUCAGAUACUGGAUUCAAUCAACAAUGCGAGAUGCCAAAGAAAUCAAUGUUAUGUGCGAACUGGUCGCGAACUCAUACUCAAAAGUUACAGACAGUCCGAAAUACAGUAAAGAUCAUAAUAAUUUUACAAUAAUAAUGAGAGAUUUCACCAAUGCUGUGAAUGGAUUCGCACCACUGCUUUUUGACAUUCAAAACAAAAGAAUUCCAUUUGAAGAAUUAAUUAAAAGGUGUCAAAUAGUGGGAAGAAAUUUCAAAGCAAAUCCCGAAAUAGGGCAACAGUGGGAGAAUUCCGCACGAAAACUGACGUUUUUUAAAGAAGUGGAAUUUCAAAAUAUAUCUGUUAGACAUGAAUCUGUGUAUGUGAAGGCGAAGGAAAUCGCUGAAAAUGGAAUCUUCAGUAUCUCUGUAUUACCUGACAAUCAAGCAUCAUUUAUGGCUGAUAUCAGUGUGACUGUACCGCCUUCAGAUACUCAUCAAGAAAGAAAAGUAAUACUGCACGAUGACCUGCAGGACAUUCAAGCACUGAUUUCAUUAAUGACUGAGGGAUCUGAUCAAGCAAAUGAUACUUCCCAAAUAUUCAGUGCAAGACUCAAAGUAUCCGAACGCUUUGCAAAGGUUUUGGUAGAGCUCAGUCAAGCCAGAUGUACACUCUUUGAUACAUGUAUUGUUAACAUUUAUCCAGUGCAAGACAAGAGAUUCACAAUUGAAAUGAAAUUUGAAGGAAGUGAUCCUAUGGAAGAAAAUCAAUGUGAGCUUUCAGAUGUGGAAUCUCUCGCUUCUCUUCUAGAGGAAACACUAAAAAAGUGGCAACGGCAUGUUGAUAAUCAAAGAAAGCAGCAUUAUUUUUUAAAUGAAUUCAACAUAGAGCAGAUGUCAUACCUAAGCAAAGAGCUGGCUAUUUACAAUAAGAACAAUGAGGACGGACCCCUCCCACAUCAGGUAUGCGCGCUGUUGUCUAUCGUUAGAAGAGACACAAUCAACGAUAUGCGCAACUUGUUAAAGGAGGCUAUCGAUAGUAUUAAUGGUACAUCAAGAGUAGGAGAAGACAGCAAUCAGGAUGGUAGCACAGGAGAUCAUGCAGAAAAAGUCAAACUUGUAGAAACCUUACGUAAAGAAGCACGUUGCUCACGUGAAGUGGCAAAGGCUGCUAUACAGAAAGAAGGGGUAGACAAGAUAAAAUGCCGAAGAUGGAUAAUGAAAAGCAAGAAAAAAGCAAAACUUAUUCAACAACUCUCAGAAAAGUUUGACGAAGAUAUAGCUUUUAUUUCACCUAGUGAAAGAAAGGAAGCAAAGCAACAAACAAAUAGAAGCAACAUAAUUCUAUCUAUUAAAAAAAAAUGUCAAAACUUCAUGGAGAAUGGACAUGGCUUAGGACUUGGUCAACUAGGAAGACUUCUACAACUACUGAGAGAUCAAACAAAUCUCAGAUUACUAAAUCGCACGCUAACCUUGCCUCUUAAGCGUGGAACUCCCAAUCUUAUUUGCCACAAUCAGAAAAUGUAUGAAACUAUUUUAUCACUUUACAUGGAAGGCAGUGAUCAAUCCCUCCCAACAUCUUCAGAAGUUCUUAUCUGUAGCGAAACAACAUCAACUAAAACUGUUGAGAGGUUCUUGCACAGGGUAAUGAAAAAAUGCGAAAACAAAGGGACACCAUUAUUCGUUCUAGCUGCUAUUGAUUGUCUAGGAAAUUCUGUAAUGAAAGAUGUGGAGAGAAUUUAUCACAAUUUGAAAGAAGAUGAAUUGAAGGACCCUGACUACCAACUGGUUAUUCUAUGUCAGAAUAUCAAAAGUUAUCUUGCAUUAUGCUUCGAACCGAAUACUGUUGAAGGACUACGAAUAAAAAAAGACAAUAAAAUCGCUGAAUACUUGCAAAGCUGUUUGAUAGCAGAUGGAAGAUAUGAAAAAAGUGCUGCAGCUAUUGAUGACAAAAGAAGUUUAGUUCGAGUUGUGACAUCAAGCUCAUCAGGAGCAGGAAAAAGUCUUUAUAUAACAAGAUUGAAAAACAAACUUAAAAAGCGAGAUACUCAACCAAGAUUUACAACUGUGAGAUUUCUUGAAAAAGUAUUGACAUCCCAGCAAGCGACACGAAAAUUAAUUUCAGAAAAUUCUCCAGUUACGCAUGAACAUCUUGUUCAUUUGGACAUCUCUACUGCGGUUAAAAGCGGAAUUGAAGAAUUUCUCUUUAAUUUGCUGAUUCUGGGGAGCAUUGAGGGAAAUGAUGGGAAGAUAUGGCAGAGACAUUCAAACCACUAUUAUGUGAUCGAAGUUACAGAUGACAAUCUUGUAAAAAAGCAUUCUGAUGUCUCACUUCUGAAUCUUCUGCCACGUAUUACAACUCUACAGCCACAUGAAAUAUUUAACCAUACCUCCAAUGAAGAAAAUGCGAUUGGAAUGGAUACCAUGAAGUUCGAGUCUGCAGAAUUUUCAAAGGCCCUACCAGUAUUUCAAGCACCGACAAUCAAACUUGAAUAACUUUCUUUUUGAGGGAAUCAAAGGAAAUGAAAGC